Molecule: messenger RNA, 1572 nt
Organism: Toxorhynchites rutilus septentrionalis
Lineage: Eukaryota; Metazoa; Arthropoda; Insecta; Diptera; Culicidae
Exons: 2
Coding region: 1-1572 (523 amino acids)
Source: RefSeq, a predicted model, not a curated record
AUGGAAGCGAACGGGCCAGAGCGGCUUCAGCUGCCGAACGAAAGUUUUACUACCCAAAAAUCAAAACGAGUACAACUGAUGUCUGUUACUAAUCAAGCCUUGUUACAUACUGCAGUUGUGUACAUUCGUGGAUCCAACGGUGAACUUCAGAAAUGUCGUGCGGUUCUAGAUUCCUGUGCUAUGUCAACCUUCAUGACAACUGCUUGUGCACGUAGAUUGCGACUCAAAACAUUCUCGUCCAACGUAUCAGUUAUUGGAUUUGGUGGAACAGGAAAGAAAAUUCUGGAAGCUACUGUAGCUCAAGUCAAAUCGAAGUCGUCAUACUUCAGUUCCUUUGCUGAAUUUUUAGUGACCCCCAACAUAACCAGUAAGCUACCACUACAGAUGUUCGACAUCGCAAAUUGUAACAUUCCGGAGUGGAUAGAUUCUGCUGACCCACAGUUCAAUCAACCUGCUAAAAUAGACAUUCUCUUUGGCAUACUUGAGUGGGACAAAAUGGUUCUAAGCAAAACAUACAAGGUUGGAGAUGGGCUGCCUACUUUGAGACAAACUGUCUUUGGAUGGGUGGCCGGCGGCCAAGUAUCCCAACGCGGCAAUUACCCAGUGUUUUCUGAACAAGUUUGGUCGUCUGAAGAGUUAGCCGCUGAAGAUCAUUUCGUGUCCACUCAUCGCCGCGACAAACAUGGUCGUUACAUCGUGUCAUUGCCGUUUAAAAAUCCAGACGUAGAAUUGGGAGAUUCCAGUCAUAUCGCACAUCGUAGAUUUCUAAGGCUCGAAGCUCGUCUCGUCAAAGAUCAACAAUUGUACAACGAUUAUAAAGAAUUUAUGCAGGAGUACAUGGACAUGGGCCAUAUGAAACGUGUUGGCACCUACAAUCCAGCAGAUCCCGUACCAGAAGCUUGCUAUUUUAUGCCCCAUCAUGCUGUCGUUCGGCCGGAAAGCAGUACAACGAAAGUAAGGAUAGUUUUCGAUGCCUCUGCGAAAACGAGUAAUGGACAGUCGCUGAAUGACCAGCUUAUGGUAGGCCCAACUCUACAACCGCGUUUGAUUGACACUCUGCUCUCGUUUCGAACCUACAAAGUGGCAGUUACGUGUGAUGUUUCGAAAAUGUUCCGUCAAAUUAUUGUUCGUGAAGAUGAUCGUCAAUACCAACAAAUUCUCUGGAGGAGUGCCAUUAACGAGGAAAUUGGUAUUUACCAGCUUACUACUGUAACUUAUGGAACUGCUUGCGCUCCAUUUUUGGCUACACGUACACUUUUCCAAAUUUGUGAGGACGAAAGCGAGAAUUUCCCUCUAGCUGCUAAAUUCGGGAAAGGUUGGUUCUAUGUUGAUGACGCAUUGCUUGGAGCCGAAACAGAACAAGAGGUGCUUGAACUAAGAGAACAACUAAUCGGAAUGCUUGGAAAGGCUGGUUUUGAUUUACAUAAAUGGUGCUCGAAUCGAGUGAAUGUGUUGGCUGGUCUUCCCACAGUCAAAUUAGAACAAAAGGUUCUAUUCAGCGAAGAAGGUCGAACCAAAAACCAAACCCGACCAAGACGUUUUCUCCUUUGCAGUAUCGCCGAAAGCCUUUAG